Molecule: messenger RNA, 1468 nt
Organism: [Torrubiella] hemipterigena
Lineage: Eukaryota; Fungi; Ascomycota; Sordariomycetes; Hypocreales; Clavicipitaceae
Source: the annotation of a GenBank genome assembly
CCGCCACUAAAAAUUCUCUCCAGACUAUCUACUUGGCCUCCGACCUUAAGUUCAGCUUUAGCGGAUAAACAUUGCCAAUGAUUGAACUGCCGACUCAGUAUAGGAAUAUUGACGAUUAUACAAAUGGCCUAUGCCACUUUCUUUCUACGCCACUCGUGCGCCAAAUCACUGGUGGCAUUCAUGUUAACGACGCAUUUAUUCUGAAUGGAUGGGACGCUCUGCCAAGAGAAUGGACUGAGUGGUGGUCAUCAAUUCCAGAUUACGGCCAAAUACAACGCACUCUCAUUGACAGUAUCGAUGAAACAAAUGGGAAUCUCGCGGAUGAAUACUCUCAAGGAAGCUCUUCACCAAACAUACAGCCAGAGUCUCUGACAAAAUGGCUCAAAAGGUUGAAGUCGUUGGCGUUUCCACGGGCUCAGCGACAUCUCCACGCCCAUGAUUUACCCGUGGAACUAGCGGCGCGCAUGGACACUAAGAAAAUAGCGGAAGUUUCACUUGCUUUGGCCCAUAUUCGAGAUGUCUGCAAAAGGAAGGCCAUUAGAAGAAUUGUGGAUAUGGGGUCUGGGCAAGGGUAUCUAUCUGUCAGCCUGGCCUAUCUGUUCCCCGACUUCCAAAUUCUAUCCAUCGAUGGUAGCCAAUCACAAAUAUCCGGGGCAAAAGAGUUCGCCGACUCCCUCGCCAUUCCGGAAAACCGGCUACGCCAUCUUGUGAGCUGGAUAGAUAGUUCCAUGGCACUAGCUGGCAUUAUCCAAGACUGGCUGGGAGAUAAUGACUGCAUAAUUGUUGGCUUGCAUGCAUGUGGAACCUUGUCAGAGACUAUGAUUCGAUAUUUCGUGUCUAUCCCCCGCGUCGUCAGUAUUGCGGUCGUGGGAUGCUGCUACAACCAUAUAUCGCCUUGCUCAUCCACAAAUCCCGAUGGAUUUCCCAUCAGCAGUGGCAUGAGGGAACGAGGAUUUAGCCUGAGUUCAACGGCUCUCAUGACUGGCUGCCAGGCCCCCAAUAAUUGGCCCAAGUUCAAUGAGCAGAGAAGGGUGAGCAGUCCAUCGCCGUUUGCAAAACGACAUCUAUACAGAUCUAUACUUGAAAAGUUGCUAUUCGAUAAAAGGUUGAACAGCGAAGCCUCAAGCCGUCUGAAUUGGGGCAUCCGUAAGGGUGACCUGGCAACUUUUCGAAAAUUUGCAAGACGAGCUUUGCACAGCUUGAAGAUUGCAGACAGCAAGAUACUGGACGAGGAGCUGGAUAAAUACUGGAAGAUGUUUGAAAAUAGAGAUUACGAGAUAGCGAUACUUUGGACGCUCGGAGUCAUUUGUUGCAAGGUUGUAGAAAGUGCAAUUGCGCUGGAUCGCUGCCUUUUCCUCGCCGAGAACAAUGCAGUUGACAUUGAUCUAGUCCCUAUUUUCGACAUGGCAAUAUCGCCGAGAAACUUGAUGAUUACAGCUAAUAAGACAAAGACUUGAUUUUAAAUGGC